AAACCAAGUCCCUGUAAAGAAACGUUUUUUACUAUGGUGUUUUUGACAGUUACAAAACUAUAUUGAUUUAUUUCAUUUUAUUUUUUGUUAAACCCGGUAAUUGUCUUCCGUAAAUCAAACACAUGACCCAGGUAUAGCUAACCCAGUAGAGUUAACUCAACCCAAUAGGUAAAGGUUUGCCAUCCGACACAAGGGGAGAGGUGACUCAGUUGAUUUUUGCAUGUCCGUGUUGCAGAGAUUAAAACGAGUUUCAGUUUCGCAUUUCGUUGGGGCCUUUUGUGAAUUCUCUCCGUUUGCUUAAUGGGUGAAAAUGGAGAGAAACCAAUCGUGCCAAAGAGUGAGAUCUUGGACUUUGAGUUGCCAGCUGACUGUAUGUACUCCAGCCAUGUAGGGAACAACAAUGCAAGUUCAUCUGGAAGUAAUGUAAGAUCAUCUUUAAUUGGGAUGGGAUUUUCACCGUCUCAUGUCAACAAAGUCAUUGAAGAAAAGGGUGAAGAUGACCUUGACUUAUUAUUGGAGAUGCUUCUUGGGUACUCGGAACAUCAAAAAUCUAAUUCUCAGUCAUCAGAUUCUCUGGAUAGCUUGUUUGGUGACAAGGAUAGUGUUAGUCAACCAGAAAUUUCCCCAGUUUUUCAACCAAAAGAGGAACCAGAUGUACCUGAUAUAGAUGAAGAUAAUGAUGAAAAAAGGGCAUCCUUACUAAAGAUGGAUUUUCCUCUCAAUCUAGUUGACUUUGCAUUGGAUAAACUCGGUGAAGCUGCUCCCAUUAAUGAACUGGUGGACUUUAUUAUUGCUGCUCAGAUAGCUGAAAAUAUUGAGAAGGAAACAGAUGAUAUGCCUCAUGAAGAUGAAGGGAAAAAUGAGGAUGUUAAUAAUGAAACCUUGUUUGGGACCAUGGAUAAAACACUUCAUUUGCUUGAAAUGGGUUUCUCUGAAAAUGAAGUUUCAUUAGCAAUUGAGAAAUUUGGUUCAGAUGUUCCAAUUUCAGAGCUUGCCGAGUCAAUCUUUAGUGGUGAAAUUUAUUCUAAUCGUGUCGCUAGGAAUAAGGUUGGUAGAUCUUCGGGUAUGGGGAUGGAAAAUGGUUUAAGACAUCACUCAUAUGAUACAGUAAAAAUCAAAACCGAGGAUUUCAGUCCACAUACUGUCUCUCAGUCAAGAAAACUCAACAACCGAGAGGAAACUAGUAGAGGGAAAAGGCCAAAAGAAGUGUAUUCUGGUAACUUACCAGAUGGUGCUUCUCAGUUUCGGCAUAUUGAUUUUGAGGAAAAUCAUAAAGGGAAAAGGCCAAAACAAGAGUAUAUGGAUGAUUCUAGCUCUUUUCUUGACACUUCAUGGCUAGAGGAAAAAGUUAGCCCCAUUGUUCCCCGAUCAGAAGUGCAGACAAUAUUCAGAUCUAAUCCGUGCAAGAGUCUUGAUAAAAUGGUGGCUAAAUCUCCCUAUUUUUUUUAUGGAGAUGUUGUUAAUACAUCCGUUGGUUGCUGGACCAAAAUUUCACAGUUUUUGUAUGCAAUCGAGCCGGAAUUUGUGUCUACUCAGUUCUUCUCUGCUUUGAAUAGGAAAGAAGGCUAUGUACACAAUCUUCCAGUCUCCAAAAGGUUUCACAUCCUUCCAAAGUCACCAAUGACCAUAGAAGAGGCGAUACCACAUACAAAGAAAUGGUGGCCUUCAUGGGAUACAAGGAAGCAGUUGAGUUGCAUCAGUUCUGGAACUAGUGAAAUAUCUCAGCUCUGUGAUAGGCUUGGAAAGAUUUUAAUUGAUUCUAAAGGAGUGCCAUCACCAGAACAGAAGGGAUAUAUCCUUCAUCACUGCCAGAAAUUUAAUCUUGUAUGGGCUGGCCAAUACAAACUCAGCCCUGUAGAUCCUGAAUAUUUAGAACGUAUACUAGGUUACCCAAUGGGUCACACUCAAGCUGAUGAAAAUAGUUUACUACAAAGACUGGCAUUACUGAGACACUGCUUUCAGACAGACACUUUGGGUUACCACCUCUCUGUUUUGAAUCCUAUGUUUCCAGAAGGGCUCACAGUUUUGUCAGUCUUCAGUGGAAUUGGUGGUGCUGAAGUUACUUUAAAUCGGCUUGGCAUCAAGUUGAAAGGUGUUAUUUCUGUAGACACUUCUGAAGCUAAUCGGAGGAUUCUCAAGAGAUGGUGGCGUAGUAGUGGGCAAAUAGGUGAAUUGGUGCAGAUAGAAGACAUCCAGACGCUAACAACCAAAAAGGUUGAGAGUCUAAUUGAGAAAUUUGGUAGUAUUGACUUUAUUGUCUGUCAGAACCCAGUUCCUCAUGUUUCAGGAAGUUCUUCUGCAGAGAUCGACUUUCUUCCUGGUUUUGACUUCUCUUCGUUUUGUGAGUUUGUUCGUGUUUUGCAACGUGUAAGGAGUACAAUGCAAAGAAAGAGGUGACAGUUUUUCCUCUAGUGCUGUUGUUCUGGUACA
Pistacia vera is the source of this 2430-nucleotide messenger RNA. RefSeq names its product probable inactive DNA (cytosine-5)-methyltransferase DRM3. Gene Ontology annotation, cellular component: nucleus. The transcript is spliced from 10 exons. The coding region runs from base 301 to 2397 and encodes 698 amino acids. The record is from RefSeq and is a predicted model, not a curated record. Lineage: Eukaryota; Viridiplantae; Streptophyta; Magnoliopsida; Sapindales; Anacardiaceae.